CUUUGGUAUCUAUCGUGCCGGCUAGAUGGAUACCAUCAUGAUCCUAUACAUAACGUUACUUCUAAUAGUAGCUGCAGCUCCAUCGUAUAGUGAAAAUGAGACAGCACCAUUAGGAGCUGCUACAACAGCAGCAUCAAUAACAACACCAGCGUUACCAAUAAAAUUGACAACUCUUAAAAUCGUAGACGUUACGAAUGCCUCAGAUGAUGACUUACCUCUAGAAAAAUCUAAGCGAGAAUUCGGGGUAGGAAACUCAUCCUACGGAAAUGCUAAAAGCUUCAACAAAAGAAUAGAUCCAAAUUUCAGCAGUUCCCUGACAUCUUUUGACCACUCACCAUCUAGUCUUGUUUCCUCAGAUUCAGUAUCAGGAAUCAACCGUGUAAAACCCAGUUUAAAAGGCUCAUUUAAUAUAGAUGACAUAAGUAUUAAAAGCAAACCUUCAUUCGAUAUUGAUGUUCCUAUAAAAGGCAGUUCCUCAUUUAAUAUUAAUGGAGCAGGUAUUAAGGGAACUAAGUCCUUUGAUAUAGAUUCUCCUUCCUUCAGUCUUGAUGGUGACACCUUCAGCAUUGGUGAUGAUUCCUUUAAUCUUGAAAGUCCUACAUUUGACAUUGAAGGAACUGACCUCAAAAGGGGAUCUUCAUUCAGCAUUGGGAACACUGGUUUCGAUAUUGAUGGACCUACUAUCAAAUCCAUUCCUUCUUUUAACCUAAAAUAUUAUAAUGCAAAAAGAAGUCCUUCCUACACACCAGAUACUGUUGUCAGAAGUAGUAGUCCAGCAUAUAAUAUAGAGACUUCAGAAUCUUACCAAAACCCAGAAACUUACCAAAAACCACAAGCUUCUGAUGUCCACAGUAAAUUUUCUAACAGUCCAAACUUCGACUCUAUUACUAAAAAAAAAUAUCCUAAGGACACUCGUGAAAGUUACAACGCACCUCAGAGCUCUUACCGCAAGGAAUAUCCGAAAGCAGCUUACAGUUUAACAUCUCCAGGAGAUGCUUACAUUGACAAGAGUCAAUAUCCAGGAAGCCAUGCAACACCAAGCAAUCGAGUCUACAACAGUUAUGUCACCACUCCUCAUUACGAAAAUUACAUUUCUCCAAUUUCUUCCCGGGCCAUCUCAGGCCGCCCAGGCUCAAUUUCGAAACUAAAAUCUCCGUAUUCAAAUCCAUCUGAAGUUUCAUCACACACAACAUAUGGUACCCCAAAUCAGGAUACAUUAAAAAAUAACCUAUUCGAUGACCAAGGAUUUGAAGGAAAUUAUGCCGCGUUUCAAAAUGUAAAGCAGAAUUCCUUUGCAGAGGAUGAUAGCAGUGGAACCUUGCAGUUUGUAGGGUCACAAACUCAUAUACCAGUCUACAAUUCACAGUAUCCCAGACAAAAGAAUUCUCACCAAAAUGGGGUUAGUUUUUCGCCAUCGACUCAAUCAUUUGACAAUUUACCUCAGAAUUUGGCGUACCCUAAUAGUCCGUUAGAAUACAAUAACAAGAUAGUAACAUCAUUUCCAGGGAUUCAACUUCAAAGCACUCAAGAAUUUCCAAAAUUCAUUCAAUCCCUAGAAACAGAACCAACUGUGCUGACUACUGGAAGAAACAUUAAUUUACAGCAUGUACCUAAUUUUGGAUUAUCCUCGGGCUUCCCAAAGUCUAAUGGAAACCAGCCCUUCUUGAGCACUACAAAUAGUUACCAGCAACCGCAAGUCUUACCGGUUCAGAGUUCCAGGAGUACACCUCAAUUUCCACAAUAUAAGGGGGCUAGCAUUCAACUCCUGUCCAACAAUGAUUACAGAAAACCAGCCGGUAUAUAUCAGCCUCUGAAAAGUCAACCUCAACUGCAUUUUAAUACAAAUGAUCAGGCCGUUAACAGACCCCAAAAAUUUGUGGGGUCCGGGACUCUUAAAAGAAUACAAGAGGAUGUUGAAAUAAUUAAAAAUAACAAAAAAGCUCCAAUUUCGCAAAAUGAUGACAGUGAGGAAGAGGAACAAGAUGAUGAUGGUGAUGAGGAUCGUGAUGAUGAAUUAGACGAAGGGUACAAAUCUUUUGAGCGAGAAUAUCGACAACCAUUUGAAAAUUAUGGCAGCUCAGAAUCACAGAUUCAAAACAGAGAUAAUGGGGAUGUUUCUCCAGAGAACUACUCUGAUGAAUCAGAAUUUAAAAGUAAUAUGCCGCCGAUGGGGCCAUUUGUUUUUAAACCAUAUGAUGAUAAAGUCGGAAGGCUGCAUGAAUUUGUGCGCCAACCUCAACCGCUAAAUCGUUUUUCAGAAGAAGCCAGCGAAGAGAAUGGUGAUGAAUAUGCAACAGAAAAUCACGCGCCAACAAAGCCUCCGAAUAUUGCUUAUGAUAAAAACUCACUCAAACCCUACUUUAGUUAUGAUUCCCCGAAGCCAUUACGAAGUGCAUAUGAUGAAGAUGCUGAAGAUGCCGACAAUGAAGAAGAAACAGCAAAAUACGAAAAGCAAAAAGAUGCCGAUGAAAGAAGUAGUUAUGAAAAUAAGGGACCUGUACCAUAUAUACGACAAUACGACAAAAAAUCUAUUGAUUUUUAUAAAAAGGAACCUUCAAAAACUAAAUAUGCCUAUGUGAAUCAAGUUUCGGACACAAAAGAAUCUUCUGCAGAAGACAGGACAGCCUACCCAAAAAAUUCAAAAUACGCAAAGACAAAACAUUCUACUCCCAAACUUAUCUACCGUGGUUCCUAUGAGAGUGCUGAAAGUGCAGAAAGUACUGAAAGAAGUGUCAAGCAAGGAAAGAAGUUAACGACAAAAAAACCUCAAAAAAAUAACGUUGAACACGAAACUGUACCCAGUUACGAAACGGACCCUAGAAUAAUUCACGAGGAGUCUUUUGGGUACAAGAUACCGAAAAUAGAAGUUCCUUCGAGAAAUAGCCAAGUUAAAGAAAACAGAAGAAAGAAAUCCAGUGGGAAAAAAAUAGCGUCUCAGGAUUCUGAUUCUAGAUAUGUAAAAGAUAAUGAUGGCGUUAAAAAAUAUGCUAACGUAAAGAAAGCAUCAACUGAAAAUACAGAUGUUCCUGCAACUAGAGGUUCCUACAAAUCGAACGCCCCCAAAAAAGGGGAUGCUACUUCAUAUGAGAAUGUUGAUUCUUACUCCUAUUCAUCAGGAAAAAAAUGGAAAGACAAUAAGAAAGCACCAGAGACUGCGGAUUCCCAAACGUAUCCUACCUCGGAUGCCGGAAACGUUAAAUACGUCACUGAAGAUCAACGUAACCUCUUUUCUCCUGAGAGAAUUAGACCCAGACGGAAUGGAAGCGGUUUUGGAGAUUAUACAGAAGUUUAUUGGAAAUCAUAAACAUCUGAUAUUUUUCAUUAUUGUUACAAUAAAUAUUAAAAAAUUGAUAACGCAAAUUGUUACUCAGUGUAUAUUGCCUGAUACAAAAUAAGCAACGCUGAAAAACAUUUGCCGAAUGAAAAAACGUUAUUAUAGUGAUUCUAAGGAAUAUUUUAAUUGAAUAAAGUAUUGAAUUAACUUACAAUUUUGAACUAGGUUCCUAAUAACUGCAGCUGUAAUAACGUUUUAAUGUACCUAAUGAAAGCACAGCAAAUUUGUCGAUUAAUUAUUAUACUUGCCAUGCUGCUGUCGCUAAGUACCAUAUAUGAUGAUUUAGUAUUAGAAUAAUAUUUGUUUUUAUUAUUGCUAUAAUUUAACAUGUUUUUAAUAAAAAAUAUUUAUGAAUUUAGGAUUGAUUUGUAUGUGUCUACUUCGAAAUUUUUACAUGGAUAUCAUAUGCAUUAUGGAAUCGAUACACUCAUUUAGAAACUGGUUUAUUUACGAUCCAUUACAUUUUAAGGAUCAAAAACUUAUUUCUCAUUUUGAUUAUAAAUUUCCUAUGUAACUAAAAAUUGAGUUUUGUUCCUAUUCGUAUUUUUAUAAAAAUAUUCAUCAUGUCAAAAGAAUACACGACUUGCAAUCCAGAUGGUGUCUAGCGAUCCAGAAAAUUAUGAAAAUAGACAUUUUCAUUUUCAGCGUGAAGUUAUUAUUAUUAUGAAAUUAUAAGAUUCCAUGGUGAAAGUAUGUGACGAGUUGAACGCCAAUGAUUUAUAACCAACCACUCAGAAGCCGGGAAAUAUUUAAAGUUUCAAUAACUAAAAUAUGGCGUAGGCAAUACAAUUUUUGAGACCCUCUGAGUCAGAAAAAAUAAUUUUUACGAAGGCGUCUAUCUGUCUGCAGUAGUAGAAGUGGUAAUAGUAAUAGUCAUAUUUACGACACAUGAAAAAAACGAUCAGCAGAAAAAUUGUUCAUCUUAAUAGAUGAGCCAAUUUUUUUGGGAUUAUUCUCUUCAAUAAGAGACAUUUUUUUAACCGUGAAAAAUAUUGUUUAUAGUGAA
This is a messenger RNA of Belonocnema kinseyi, 4340 nucleotides long. RefSeq lists its product as uncharacterized. Lineage: Eukaryota; Metazoa; Arthropoda; Insecta; Hymenoptera; Cynipidae. Bases 26 to 3304 code for a protein of 1092 amino acids. The transcript has 4 exons. The record is from RefSeq and is a predicted model, not a curated record.